This is a messenger RNA of Corythoichthys intestinalis (scribbled pipefish), 3971 nucleotides long. It is a transcript of the gene homer3b, whose product is annotated as homer scaffold protein 3b. The record is from RefSeq and is a predicted model, not a curated record. NCBI's taxonomy places the organism in Eukaryota, Metazoa, Chordata, Actinopteri, Syngnathiformes, Syngnathidae. The coding region runs from base 463 to 1557 and encodes 364 amino acids. Gene Ontology annotation, molecular function: G protein-coupled glutamate receptor binding. Gene Ontology annotation, cellular component: plasma membrane; postsynaptic density; dendrite. The transcript has 10 exons. Gene Ontology annotation, biological process: G protein-coupled glutamate receptor signaling pathway; regulation of store-operated calcium entry.
UGAGUGUAGUGGGAUCAUGCCAGUGUGACUUGGCAGAGGCGGGAGAAGAACCGAACCCAAGUCCCGGAGGAACUUUGACCGAGAGCGUUCUGUUUCCCGGCUUUGCUCGGCAUUCGUCUCUCUUUGUGGAUAACAGAACUGUCAAAUAGUUACCGGCGCGUAAUUACGCACGGAGUCGUAGCCGCGGCGUUCUUGGCUGAGGAAAGCAGCGGACAAAGGGAGGCAGGCUGGACUACAACUGAUUUGAGGAGAGGACUCGUCUCGGAAGAACAACGGGGAGUAGGAACUAUUUUUUGCUCAACAGAAACAUCUGAGCUGACGUGUUUUUCUGGAACAUUUAACAGUAUGGGGACAGACGUUGGACAAUAGUUUUUAAUUUAUUUUUUAUUCUAUUUUUGCUCGGCAUCCAGCUCCCGUUUGAAGAUCCACGGAGCAUGGGAGGAGUGCCCUUCCAGCAUUAAAAUGUAUCCACUACAUCGAGAGAGGGAGCAGCCCAUCUUCAGCGCCCGAGCUCAUGUUUUCCAGAUUGACCCAGCUACCAAACGCAACUGGCUGCCGGCUAGCAAGCAUGCCGUCACUGUGUCCUUCUUCUAUGAUGCCAGCCGCAACGUCUACCGCAUCAUUAGUGUGGGCGGGACGAAAGCUAUCAUCAAUAGCACCAUCACCCCGAAUAUGACCUUCACCAAAACCUCCCAGAAGUUUGGUCAAUGGGCUGACAGUCGGGCUAACACAGUAUAUGGCCUCGGCUUUUCCACAGAGCAGCAGCUGCAGCAGUUUGCAGAACAAUUUAAGGAGGUCAAGGAGGCGGCCCGGCUGGCCAGAGAAAAAUCCCAGGAGAGGUACGAACUGGCCAAUCCUGCUCUCAGCAUCGCUGCCCCACAGGAGCUGUCAGAGGACCGUCAUUCUCCACCACUUCUGACAGUUAACGGGCCGGGGGAGGAAAAGCUGUUUCGCAGUAAAAGUGCAGAAGUGGAGCUAACAGUGGAGAAGGAGAAGGUCAAGAAGAUGUUGUCUGAAGGGUCCAUGUGUGAAAUCAAUCUGGAGGCAGAACUUUUCACCUUACAGGACAGUAACGCCAAGCUUGUGGCAGCACUGCAGGAGGCCAAUGGCAGCGUGGAGCAGUGGAAGCAGCAGUUGGCUGAAUACCAGGAGGAAACGGAUCGACUUAGAGAGCAGGUGGCAGAGUUGGAGGCUCAACUUGGCCAUCCUGCUGCUGCUGCUCACACUGAUAAAGAGGAGCUUAGCCGCUCACUGGAAGAGCUGGAAGCCCUGCUUUGUGCCAAAGACCAGGAAAUACACAGUCUACAGAGCAAGAGAACUGAUGUGGGGGAGCUAGAAAGGGAGAGAGAAGAGGCCAUACAGAGACUCCAGGACCUUGAAAGACGAAACACUGAGCUGGAGGUCCAAAUUAGGAGCACUGAAAAGACGCUGAACUCCAACAGGGAAGAACGUGAAAAGGCAGAAGUCGAAGUUCGACAUUUCCUCGAGGCCCUCGAUGUGAAAAUCUGCGACUUGAAUGACUUGAGACAAAGUCUGGCAAACCUGGUCGAUAAGUAGUCCCAACUACAGGCGGGCUGCAUCUCCACAGUCAAAACACAUUUUCACUACUUUGAUCUCAUUUAGAUUUUUGUGACAGAGAAGUGUCGAUUUUUAUAAGAUCAAUGCAUGCAUGAGAAAUCUUUCAUUGGAACAACGCACAGAACACAGUAUCUGUAAUUAAUUUUAAAACAUGAAUGUGGCAGACAAAUUAAUUGAGUACAGACAAGCAACAAUAGAACAUUUAGUGCCAUAACACCAAUCGCUGCUAUUCCAAACAUAGAUGAUUAGAUGCCAUACAUAUAUAUUUGUUCUAAAUGAUAACAAAGAAGUUGAGAUUUUGGCCAAAACAGCCAUUUGUAGCAACAACAUGGGAUUAACUAGUUUUCUAAAAAGCUUUUCUCAGUAUUUGUUUUUAAGGACAAUAACAUCUGUGUAUGUGAAAUAUCAUUUAGUGAAAUACACUUAAUUCUCGUUGUUCCUAUAUCCUCAACUGUGGAAAAUGCACUCAAAGUGCACUUGGUCAGGAAAAGGACAAAUAGUGAUAAAAAGCCUGAUUACAAGUCAGCCACAGUUUACCAUGCGUACGUAUUCUAUUCAGGACUCCCAGCAGCUAGACUCGCACCAAGCACCCACGGAACACCAACAUGCAUCAUCCCCUUGUUUUGUUUCUAGUGCUCCUCUCUUUAUGUCCUCUAUUAUUCAUGCUGAUCAAUAGCGUUGCGCUCAGCCACAAUAAAGAUUUUGCUAAGUUGAAGCACAAGGCUGGCAGCUUCACUUUAUCUCUGCACCUUGUACUGUGUUAAUGCCUGUGCCAAGUGAUUUUGUUUACAUCUGUAUUGCAAUGGUCCAUUUAAGCAGCAAACUCCUCACAGGUCUCUGCAGUACCAAUAAAUGUGAAACUUCAAUAAAUCUGCUAAGUAUUUGAACAACGUGACUGAUCAAAAGAACAAGCACAAAUGCAGUAUUUUAAUAAAUGGGUACUAAACAGAUUUUCCUGUCAGCAUUGUGAAAUUGAUACAUAACAAAACUUUUUUUGCUCUGUGCCUAUUAUUGCACUGUACUCUUGAUUUUAAUGUAAUCUUGGUAAAAAUAGGUGCAGGAAAUCCCAAGACAUGUUGCAUUUAACUUGAUUUAAAUAUGAUUUUAAACAGGGUUGUUACAAAAUCUAAUUUCACCUCAUUUCAUGAUUAAACUGUUUUGUGGAUGAGAAGUAUGUUACUUUGCCUCUAGCUCAAGUGGUCAGAAUAUCAAUUUACUUGUAACAUCUUGUGGCCAUCAUUAACAGCUCCUGCGAUUAUUUCAGCCAAGUCAGCUUUAUCUGACCUCAGCAGCCACUCGCAAGCCUUCCUGAAUUAGCAAUAAUGUUUAUGGUUUGUGAAUUUGUUUUUCACAUGUGAUUGUGGUGAAUUCUGCAUCCUUCUGUUUAUCUUAGCAUGUUUUUUUGCAUGAUUUUGACAUGUUUACAACAUUCUUUAAUUGUGCCCACCUCCCUCCAAUAAGGUCAAAUUCAAAUAACCCCUCAUCCUGUAUGCUACGCAAAAAAAAAUUUUUUUUUACAGUAAUAGCCCACAAAAGUUGAGUUUCAACUGCACUGCACCCUCAUUACCAAAGCCCCCCCAUUUUUUGGGACCAAUUAUUUACACUUGUGACAUUCCCUAGUGUUACAAUAAUAGUUUUAUAGCUUUACAAUGCGUUACCUCUUUGGAGUUGGCAACGAUCAUUUGCUUCCCAGUUUGAAUUGGACGUCUGUUGCCGUCAAUGCCACUGAACUGAACCUUUUUAUUGUUGACAUGCAACAAAUUCUAGAGAUUUCGUCACACAUUAUAGUCACAAGUAUUUUGUAAUUUCAAAGUUUUUUUGCUUUUAAUCCACCUCAUAUUUCACCUAUCUGUGAAUCAUGUCACGGUCACAUUGUGAUGAACUGACAAUACCAGAUAGGAAAUCACAGAUGUAUGGUAAUUCGCUUUUUCAACACCUUCUUGUGUAAAUUGUUGCCAAACAACGGAACACCGUAUCAUUACAUAAACUGGAAUGAAAACUUUCAUAAUUAAGGGCAGAAUAAUUAUUGAACUUCACCUUGUAAGUACAACUAUUUUCCUCAGUAUUUGUAAUGAAGAAACAUUGUUACAAAGCUUAUUUCUCAAGAUUGAAUUUGAAAAUGUAUGGUUGAAUUUGUAGAAGUCAAAUUAAAAUUCAUGCUUUAACACAUCUGCUCUUGCUACUGGUCAUUUAACAUUCAUUGCAUUUCCUGUCAGAGCUACAUUUUUUGAUUUUGCACUGUAUUAGUUUUCACUUUUGUAGGGGCAAUCUGAAUUUUGUAUACAAACCUAUUGAAAUUACUCAGUCAUCUUUCAACAGUAAAAACUAGAGAUGUCACGAUCACAAAUUUCUGAGUCAAUCACCCAAUUUUGGGGGAUCUGCUGAUGAGUCCC